AUGGCGUUUUAUUGCGAUUACUGCGACACGUACCUCACCCAUGACUCGCCCUCCGUGAGGAAAACCCACUGCAGUGGCCGAAAACACAAAGAGAAUGUGAAAGACUACUAUCAAAAAUGGAUGGAGGAACAAGCUCAGAGCCUGAUUGAUAAAACAACGGCUGCAUUUCAGCAAGGGAAAAUCCCACCUACACCGUUUUCGGCACCACCUCCGGCAGGAGCCAUGAUACCACCUCCUCCCAGCAUCCCUGGCCCCCCGCGGCCUGGCAUGAUGCCGGCCCCUCACAUGGGUGGGCCACCGAUGAUGCCAAUGAUGGGCCCACCCCCACCGGGAAUGAUGCCGGUCGGACCCGCUCCAGGGAUGAGGCCACCGAUGGGAGGACACAUGCCCAUGAUGCCAGGGCCCCCAAUGAUGAGGCCACCCUCCAGACCCAUGAUGGUGCCAACCAGGCCGGGAAUGACCCGUCCAGACAGAUAAAGGUGGAAAUGGAGCUACCUUU
This is a messenger RNA of Charadrius vociferus (killdeer), 499 nucleotides long. RefSeq names its product small nuclear ribonucleoprotein polypeptide C (gene SNRPC). The record is from RefSeq and is a predicted model, not a curated record. Lineage: Eukaryota; Metazoa; Chordata; Aves; Charadriiformes; Charadriidae. Gene Ontology annotation, molecular function: zinc ion binding; pre-mRNA 5'-splice site binding. The transcript is spliced from 6 exons. Bases 1 to 477 code for a protein of 158 amino acids. Gene Ontology annotation, cellular component: U1 snRNP; nucleus. Gene Ontology annotation, biological process: mRNA splicing, via spliceosome; spliceosomal snRNP assembly; mRNA 5'-splice site recognition.